AUGGAUCACAAUUCAAGAAUUUAUUCUGAAGAAAAGAUUGAGCUGUCACAAGAUAGUAUAUUGACAGUUGAACAAACAAACUCACUACAGCCAACCGAUGAACCUCCUCCUCGUAAAUUCCUUUGGUGGAUUCCUCUUCAACAUCAUGUUCAUCCUUUGCAAUUCUUUGCUUUUAUCUUUGCGGUAUUCCUUUCGUUAUCUUGUAUCGUCUAUAUUGCUGGAACUCAACCUCAAAUCUUAAUGGGUAUUCUUGCUGUUUAUACCAAUACAGGAGAUAUCACUGGAUCACUUUCCUUAUACGCGGAAAUAGUUGCCGUUAUUGGCGUCAUUUUCUGGUCCAUGGCUUCGGAUACUAUUGGACGCAGAGGUGUUAUGAGUUGCUCUAUCUUGCUCAUGGGCCUUGCCAUUGUUUGUUAUCCUCAUGUAAAAAGCGUUUAUCCUAGUCUACUUAUUCUCAAGCUAUUGUUCUCGAUUGGGUCUUCAGGAUCUACUGCCAUGAUGGUAGCCAUGAUGAUGGAAGUUGCUUAUGGAAAAGGUGGCCUUGUAUCUGGCUGUAUUGGCAUUGCUUCUGGACUUGGUGCUACAUUUGCUGCCUUGUGUCUUUUUAUGGUCCCUGCCUAUUUAUCGAUAGCUCACCCAGGGGGUAACCUUGGCAUUAUAUACUCACACGCUAUCAUUGGAGGUUGCAGCAUGGUCUUGGCUAUUGUUUUAUUUUUUGCUAUGCCUAAGGACUCUUGUACUCGUCCACCUGUCAAUCACUUUAAAGCCUACGGUUCCAAGUUAUAUCGUGGUAUCCUAGCUGCUAAAGAACCACGUGUGGCCCUUGGAUACGCUUCUAGUUUCUUUGCCCGCGCUGAUGAAAUUAUUAUUUCCAACUUUUUAUCACUUUGGGUACAAAAAUACUAUAUCGAAAAGGGCAUGUGUAGCGUAGGAAAAACAUGCCUUUAUUCCAUGGCCUCAUCAUCUACAUUAUCAGGCUACUCACAGCUUGUUGCUCUUGCAGCCACACCUUUUUUUUCACUUGCUUCAGAAUAUCUUCCUAAAGAAUGGGCCGUAUUUAUUGCUGGCGUUGUGGGCGCUUGUGGAUGUAUUCCUUUUGCGUUCUCUAUCGAUCCUACAACGAAACUGUCUUUGGGUUUUGUUAUUUUGAUUGCCUGUGGCCAAUAUGGUAUGAUUAUCUCUGGAAUGGCGAUGGUUGCUGGCAAACAUGUCGACAGAAAAGAUAAUGCUGCUGUAUCUGCCUGUUAUUCGUUUAUUGGUGCUAUUGGUAUCAUCAUUCUGUCUAAAGUAGGCGGUGUUUUGUUUGAUAAAUGGAUGAAGGGUGCUCCUUUUUUACUUUUAGGAAUCGGCCACGCUUUAGUUUGCAUCAUGUCAAUUAUUGUCUAUUUACAGCGAGCUAUAAUAGAAAGAACGAGAAAAAGGAACAACUAA
This is a messenger RNA of Rhizopus microsporus ATCC 52813, 1431 nucleotides long. Its product is annotated as MFS general substrate transporter. The record is from RefSeq and is a predicted model, not a curated record. The coding region runs from base 1 to 1431 and encodes 476 amino acids. Gene Ontology annotation, molecular function: transmembrane transporter activity. The transcript has a single exon. Gene Ontology annotation, biological process: transmembrane transport. NCBI's taxonomy places the organism in Eukaryota, Fungi, Mucoromycota, Mucoromycetes, Mucorales, Rhizopodaceae.